Suillus plorans is the source of this 462-nucleotide messenger RNA. RefSeq lists its product as uncharacterized. The transcript has a single exon. Gene Ontology annotation, molecular function: nucleic acid binding; RNA-DNA hybrid ribonuclease activity. Lineage: Eukaryota; Fungi; Basidiomycota; Agaricomycetes; Boletales; Suillaceae. The coding region runs from base 1 to 462 and encodes 153 amino acids. The record is from RefSeq and is a predicted model, not a curated record.
AUGGCACUGGGGGUAGACAACCAAGCUGUGAUCAGAGCAACCACCUCAUUUCAAUCGAAACCUGGGCACUACCUCAUUGACAUCUUCCACGACGAUCUCAGAGAGAUCCUCCCAGAUGACAACGGCAGGAAGCUUACCAUACAUUGGGCCGCAGGGCACACCGGCAUCCCAGGCAAUGAAGAAGCAGACGAACUCGCAAAGAAGGCAGCCCACAGAGAGUCAUCGCCUCCACACCUGAUCCCAGAAUCACUCCGCAGAAAGGGCCGCACUCCUGCCCUCACCAUCCUCCCCAUCAGCAAGUCCGCUCUGAAACAGACCUUCAAUGACAAGAUCAGAGAAGAGGCACACAAAAUAUGGAGAAAGUCCCCGCGCCAUCCCAAACUCAGCAGCAUAGACGCCUCUGCCCCUUCCAACCACUUCGCCCUGCAUCAUAGAGGAACUUCCCACCGCCACAUCAGGUAA